ACAGGUAACAUUUUGCUGAGCUAUCCCGAGGACGACAUCUUCAUCGACAUCAUCAAGGUGCUGGUGGCCAUCUCCAUCAUCCUCACCUUUCCCACCGUCCUUUUCCCAAGCCGCGUGUCUCUCGACAACAUCAUAUUCCCCGACAAGGACAUUGCGCCUCACCCCUGGCUGCAGUACUUCAUCGGGAAGGACCGACUGCGCACGAUGAUCGCCACGGCCAUGCUCAUCGUUCCCGCCUACAUACUCUCCAUCACGCUCCCCGGCGUCACCAUCGUCUUCAGCUUGACCGGGAGUACGGCUUCGACGUGUUGCUCGUACCUCUUCCCGGGCUGGUUCUACCUCAAGUUGUCGGAGCGAAGCUGGAAGGAUCCCCGCUCGUGGCCAGUGAUCCUGCUGCUCGUCUUCGGCCUCAUUUUUGGCACCAUCUCCACCGUUAUCAUCAUCCUCGACCUCUUCAUCGAAGUACCCUAA
Messenger RNA from Acanthamoeba castellanii str. Neff, 471 nucleotides. Its product is annotated as olfactory receptor, family 6, subfamily C, member 76, putative. The annotation marks the transcript as partial. NCBI's taxonomy places the organism in Eukaryota, Discosea, Longamoebia, Acanthamoebidae. The transcript is spliced from 4 exons. Gene Ontology annotation, molecular function: amino acid transmembrane transporter activity. Gene Ontology annotation, biological process: amino acid transmembrane transport. The record is from RefSeq and is a predicted model, not a curated record.